Ectocarpus sp. CCAP 1310/34 is the source of this 1521-nucleotide messenger RNA. Lineage: Eukaryota; Phaeophyceae; Ectocarpales; Ectocarpaceae. The record is from the annotation of a GenBank genome assembly.
GCUCGAGUGCUGUGUGCUGUGUGUAACAUCUGAUAGACAGCGCAGCCUACACUUGACUGGAACGGUGCUACUGCCUAGGAAAAGCACGACAAACACAUCGCAUGCCAUUGUGUAAGUGCUGAACCACUGACGAACCACACACCACACUGCGAACGAAAGCAAGGGAGGGCCAGGGCGUAGGGGUUCCGGAAUACGAGAGUGUGGGCCGUGGGCCGCUCCCGCGCGGAACAGCGGAGAGACUAGCAACACACCUGACACCAGCGGAAGGAGCGUGCUUGGAGUGCUAGAAUGACUCACCCACGGGUGCUACGACAUAGAGGAGCUGUCAAGGCUUCUCUGGCGGUGCUGGCUGUUCUUCUAAUUGGCCAGGCGGCGAUACCCAUCAGCCAAAGGCAGAACGAAAGCAGUGGUAGUGGACGGCUCGGCGAGGAUGGAGGGAGGCGGUUGGGGUGGUUUGGGGGGUGGGGCGGGGGCGCGAAGGAGGCCGAAGUCGAACCCAACCAAGAAGACCGAGGGCCAGCGGGGGGCGGGGAGCCGCUGGUAGAUGUGAAGGGGGACGAGACGACGCAACGAGUGGAAGAGAAAACGUUGAAGUUGAAGCCGAUCCCGGACGUCCAGGGCGCCGGCGGCGGCUUGGGGGGUUUGAAAGCGCACCCACGGAUGCACCCGAUAGGCGCGAAGUUGCCGAACGUGCCCAUCUCCGAGACGGUCGAUCUCGAGGUCCCGCGAGAAGGGUUGCUUUGGCAGCCCACAACGAUGUCGCCGCUCAAGUGUGGCGAGGCCGCGGAUGCCUCAGCGGACGAGUGCGAGGCCACGAUCACGUUCUGCCUAAUGAGGAUGGCGGAGUACCAGGAGACCCCGUGGAAGUACCCGAUGGCCGUGAUGCUGCAGAAGAAGAGCGAGUGCAGUAAGGCGGAAAACUUGCGGUCGUUCCGCCUCUCUGAUCUUCGGACCUACAUGCGCGAGCACCCUGAAGAGUUCUUGCAGCCCAAUGGCUUCGUUUACCACGAGACUCGCACGGGCUCCACCCUGGUGGCCAACAUGCUGGCGCACGUGCCGUCGAACCUAGUCGUGAGCGAGAACAACAUGGCCGAGGACCCGGUUCGCCGCUGCUCGGACUGCACGGAGAUGCAGAAGGUGGCCCUCUUGAGGGAAAUCAUGACGCUGCUUGGCAACGGGAGGAACGGGCACGAACACCUCUUCUUCAAGUUUCAGGACUCCACCACCCUUCCCUUGAUGAUGAAGGCCUACCCCGAGGUGGGAUGGGUUUAUCUCUUCCGAGACCCCGUUGAGGUUAUGGUCAGCAACCUCAAGGGCGCCUAUGGCAAGCGUGAGCGGUUCUACAAGGGCUUUGACUUCGACGCCGCUGAGCAUGACAUGAACAACAACAACAACAACAACAACAUGACAGGUGGCAGUGAACGGGCGGGCGGGGGGCUCGUUGUGGCGGACGAUCGUAAAGUUUUAUCAAAUGAAGCUGUUGGUGGUGGAAAAGUUGUGUUGGUUCGGUGUGAUGGGUGA